UGGAGUCAGUUGGAUAGAGAGAGAGAGAAGGAGAGAGAGAGAGAGGGAGAGACAGGAAGAGCCACCAAAAAAGGACUGCAGACAGGACAGUCUUGACAGACACUGAAGAGGAAAAGCAGGGAAAAGUUAGGAAAAGAGCCAGGGCAAGGAAAAAAAGAAGGAGAGGAAGACUGUGUUCUUCUGUCAGCUGGACAGGCAAGGAGGGAGACAGAGAUAGGGAGAGAAGGAGAGAGAGAGAGAGAGAGAGAGAGAGAGGCCAAAGCCGACCGUGGACCUGAGCGAGCGUGACGGAGCGACAGAGAGGAGGAGGUGCAGAGAGCGGGAGAGCCGGGCCCCAUGCGGGCCCUGCGGAGCGGCUGAGCCUGGGGGACAUGUCCGCGGGCAGGGACCCUCCGGAGCCGGCCUCACCGGGCCCCGUGGGGCUCCAGACCCUGCUGGACCUGCUGCUGGGAGUGUACCGGGAGUUCCAGGCCUCGCCCUUCAGCAGGGAGAAGUUUGUCUCCGGCUUCCUCACGUGGGCCGAGCCCCUGGUGAGAGAGGCGAGGAGGACGCGAAUGCAGAGGGAAGACUUUGACAUCCUCAAGGUGAUUGGCCGCGGGACCUUCAGUGAGGUUGCCGUGGCGCGCCUGCGCAGCACGCAGCAGGUCUACGCCCUGAAGGUCCUCAACAAGUGGGACAUGCUGAAGCGGGGGGAGACAGCCUGUUACCAGGAGGAGCGGGAGGUCCUGCUGAAGGGGGAUCCACUCUGGAUCACAAAGCUGCACUACGCCUUCCAGGACGACAACUACCUGUACUUGGCGAUGGAUUACUAUGUGGGCGGAGACCUGCUCACGCUGCUUAGUAAGUUUGGGGACCGCUUCCCUGAGGAAAUGGCCCAUUUCUACCUGGCUGAGAUGGUCAUGGCCAUCCAGUCUGUCCACAGGCUGGGCUACGUGCACAGGGACAUCAAACCUGACAAUAUCUUACUGACGGUGGAGGGCCACGUGCGGCUGGGGGACUUUGGGUCCUGCCUGAGGCUGCGGGAGGAGGGAAUGGUGUACUCGUCUCUGGCGGUGGGGACUCCAGACUACCUGUCCCCCGAGAUCCUGCGGGCAGUAAAGGGCGGUGGAGGGUAUGGGCCGGAGUGUGACUGGUGGGCACUGGGCGUCUGCGCCUUCGAGAUGUUGUUUGGGACCACGCCCUUCUACGCAGAGUCUCUCACAGAGACCUACGCCAAAAUCAUCCACUUCCAGGAUCACUUUGAGUUCCCGUGCUCCAGCUCAGAGGUGUCUGCAGAGGCGCGCUCCCUCAUGGCGGGGCUAAUCUGUGAGCGGGAGCAGCGUCUGGGCUCCAGGGGCUGGGAGGACUUCGCUCACCACCCCUUCUUCUGUGGUCUGGACUGGGCUUCCCUGCACCUCCUCCCUGCCCCCUUCCGGCCCGAGAUCUCCGACGCCACCGACACCUCCAACUUUGACGUGGUGGAUGACUGCCUCAACGACAUGGAGACACUGUGUGAUGUGAUGGACAGGGUGCCUCUGGGGGUCCACCUGGCCUUUGUUGGCUUCUCCUACAUGGCAACCAGAGAAACUGGUGCUGAGGACCACAGCCAUGACAUCAUGAUGGAGAUUGAUAAUCGGCCAAUCAGAGAUUGCAAACGGCUACUGUUCCAAGAGAAUCGGAAUGAGGCAUGGCAGCUGAGUGAGAACCUGCAGGCCACCCUGCCUACCGUGCCGAAGCUCCCCCUAGAGGUGGGACAGGGUACUGCGGAAUCUCCACACUGUGCGGAAGAGACAAGCCAGGGCUCUGGACAUACUCCGGGUCCAGACAGGAGACUGCAGGAGGCAGAGAGGAGGAACCGCGAGAUAAAGGAAGAGAUGGAGAGGCUGAGGGCAGAGAUAAAGACCCUGAGGGACGUCAGGGAGACGGGGCCGAACGUCUGCCUGCCACGCUCUUCUCUGCGUCCGGACCCCGCGGGGGACGUAAGCCGCCUUUUUCCUCCUGUCUCCGCUGUCUCUGCACACACUCUAUGUCUUCCCAAUGGUGGGGCCCCUAUGACACCCCCCCCCCCCAAAAAAAAAGUCAUGCAUACAUCUGCAGUGAAGCUCAGCACAUGCAGCCAUGGUUGCUCCCUCCCCUGCGACCAGCCCCCAUCCCCAUUUCGUUUUCUGCACAAUCGUCCCGGCAUGACCCUUCACCCGCUCCAUGUGUUCACAGGGAGCGACAGCGCCCCCCGCCUGCCGUUACCCACUGGUCAUCCCUCUGCUACGUCACCUGCAGCUGUUCCACAGGGUGCGCUGGCCCCAUGUGGUGUGUGAGGGUUACCUGCUGGUGUGUGCAGAGGGAGAGGAGCUGCAAGCCUGGAGCAGAAAGUGCAGUGUGGACCUCUCCUGAAGUCCUGAGCCCCCAAAACCGUGCCUUUCCGGAAGGUUCUCUGGAGGGACCAGUGACACUGAGCAGAGGAGAUGGGCAUCUGGGAGUAGACCCUGGGGGAUCCCUGGGCAAUGGGACUGACCCCCUACGUCCCAGCAACCCCCUAAAAGUGGCAGGAUGACCCGUCCCUUCUCCCCCCCUAAUAGUUAGUUCAGUGCAAACUAUUUAAAGAGGAGAAUAGUUUUACAUGACUGAAUACAGACAGGCAUACAGAUAUCUGAGGAGAGACUAGCAAGUUGACCUCUGAGGAUACGCUGACAGACAGACGGACAUAGUGGACUGGGGGGGGUCUUGAGUGGCCUUCAAACGCAGGGGCUUUCAGCUGUAGGACGGAAGAGUGGGGUCAAAUCCCGAAAGAGACACUACCAAUUUACCUUAAAUCUGCCAUUGGACAUGUAAAUCACCUUGAAAGGGGAUGAGUUCUAUAAGUGAUGUCAUACAGGGUAGCUGACAACUGAAGACUUUCCAGUGAAGGCUAAUUUUGCCUUCAGAUAUUUUCAUGUUCACUCUGAUUGUUCCAGUAACUUGUGCAUCUGAGCAUGUGAGGUUGUUGCAUACUGUUUUUUUUGUUUUUGUUUUUUUGUUUGGAUUUGCACACUGAUCGCUGCACUAAAUGUUACCUGGCUUUAAGGGUCUGCCUUGAUGCACAGACGGCUGUACAGACAGAGUGAGUGAGUGAGUGAGCAAGUGAGAACUGAAUGGAGAACUCCAGAAGAGAACUGGUGUGUACUACAGCAUUUGGGUGAAAUAAAUGUGUGCAGUACAUUAGUCUGUGAAAAAUAUGAAAAUAACAUUAAUCUGUUCUACCUAGUAAAAUAUUUUGUAUCAUCUAUUUUUUUGGAGAGGUUUCGUGUUUGAUCUUAAAACAUGCCAAAUAAAACAUUCAGAGGA
Messenger RNA from Conger conger (European conger), 3300 nucleotides. Its product is annotated as myotonin-protein kinase-like. Gene Ontology annotation, biological process: peptidyl-threonine phosphorylation; actomyosin structure organization. Lineage: Eukaryota; Metazoa; Chordata; Actinopteri; Anguilliformes; Congridae. The transcript is spliced from 14 exons. Gene Ontology annotation, cellular component: cytoskeleton; cytoplasm. The coding region runs from base 372 to 2294 and encodes 640 amino acids. Gene Ontology annotation, molecular function: ATP binding; protein serine/threonine kinase activity. The record is from RefSeq and is a predicted model, not a curated record.